This is a messenger RNA of Tripterygium wilfordii, 3119 nucleotides long. RefSeq names its product DNA repair endonuclease UVH1. The transcript is spliced from 9 exons. Gene Ontology annotation, molecular function: single-stranded DNA binding; damaged DNA binding; single-stranded DNA endonuclease activity. NCBI's taxonomy places the organism in Eukaryota, Viridiplantae, Streptophyta, Magnoliopsida, Celastrales, Celastraceae. The record is from RefSeq and is a predicted model, not a curated record. Gene Ontology annotation, cellular component: nucleotide-excision repair factor 1 complex. Gene Ontology annotation, biological process: resolution of meiotic recombination intermediates; double-strand break repair via homologous recombination; nucleotide-excision repair involved in interstrand cross-link repair. The coding region runs from base 1 to 2952 and encodes 983 amino acids.
AUGGUCCAGUUCCACGAGCAUAUAGUGACGGACCUCCUCGACGAUCCGACAGGGGGCCUGGUGAUACUCUCUUCUGGGCUCUCCAUUCCGAAACUCCUCUCUUCCCUCCUCCUUCUACACGACCCAUCACAAGGAACACUCCUCCUCCUUCAACCCCCAAACCUUUCCUCCCUCAAAUCCCAUCUUCACCACCUCCUCCCGGACCUCAACAUCCCUGAAAUCUCCGCCGACCUUCCCCACCACCACCGCCUCUCACUCUACUCCUCUGCUAACGUCUGCUUCGUCACCUCCCGUAUUCUAAUCGUCGACCUUCUCACGCAAAGAAUCCCCACCUCCAAAAUUGGGGGUCUUGUUAUCCUCCACGCGCAUUCCCUCACCGAAACAGCUACAGAGGCCUUCAUUGCUCGGAUUCUCAAGUCUUUCAACCGUAAUGUUUGUAUUCGCGCUUUCUCCGAUAAGCCCCAUGCGAUGGUUUCGGGGUUUGCAAAGACGGAGCGGAUAAUGAAGUCUUUGUACAUAAAAAGACUGCACCUUUGGCCGAGGUUUCAGGUGUAUGUGUCGCAGGACCUGGAGCGAGACCCGCCAGUGGUGGUGGACGUGAGGGUGCCCAUGACCAAAUACAUGGUGGGGAUACAGAAGGCUAUUAUUGAAGUCAUGGAUGCUUGCUUGAAGGAGAUGAGAAAGACCAAUAAGGUUGAUGUGGAGGAUCUUACGGUAGAGAACGGGUUGUUCAAGUCGUUUGAUGAGAUUGUAAGGAGGCAGCUGGAUCCGAUUUGGCAUACAUUGGGGAAGAAGACGAAGCAACUUGUUUCUGAUUUGAAGACCUUGAGAAAGUUGUUGGAUUAUCUUGUAAGGUAUGAUGCUGUGAGUUACUUAAAGUAUUUGGAUACACUGCGAGUGUCGGAGAGUUUUCGGUCUGUUUGGAUAUUUGCAGAGUCCAGUUAUAAGAUUUUUGAUUAUGCAAAGAAACGGGUUUAUCAUUUUGUGCGUGCUGAUGGUACACAAUUAAAUGCGCUGAAGAGUAAGAGCGUGACUGGCAGAAAGAGAAAAUAUAAGGAAGAUGGCAAUGAUAAAGAUGGAGCUACUGGUUCUUCAUCCGCUACCGAAAGUAAUGGGAUAUUCCUUGAGGAGGUUUUGGAACAUACACCAAAGUGGAAGGUGUUACGUGAGAUUCUCAAAGAGAUAGAAGAUGGAAGACAAAAGCAAGCUUUGUUGGGGGAAGAAGUUUUGGCUAUAGGUGACAAUGACGAUGGUGGCAUUGUGCUAGUAGCAUGCAAAGAUGAACGCUCAUGCAUGCAGCUUGAAGAGUGCAUCAUGAACAGCCCGGAAAAGGUAAUGCGGGCAGAAUGGGAAAAGUAUUUGCUGAGCAAAGUAGAGCUGCGUGGAAAAGUGGAACAGCACAGCUUGCAACGACCACAGAAAAAGAAACCAAAUCCCAAAGGUUUUGGAAUUCUUGAUGGAGUUGUACCUAUAUCACCUGCGCAGAAUACAGAGGCUAGCAGCAUAAAUAAGCAAGAACAAGAAGUGCUCUUAGCGGCAGCCACAGAGAUAAGAAAACAGGGUAAAAAGGACUAUGUUGUUGAAGAUUCCUCCCAGCCAAAAGUUGGCACCAGAACGCUUGGAAGAGGAAGGGGAAGAAGGAGCAAAAAGGGUGCCUCAAAUGCUGGAGGUCCUGGAAGUGAAGAUAAUAUUGAUAACAAGGCAGCUGAACUAGCUACUUCAGCGAUCGAGGAGCAAACCGAUGCCAUUGAUCCGGCUGUUGUUACUAAUCAUAAUGAAGGUUCUCUUAAAGCUGCGCCUUUAGAGAAGGGGGUUCUUCGAAAGCAUACUCUUGAGUCUGAUUCUUCCAGAAUCAGAAAUGCCAAAGGACUGCCACCUAUUCACUUUUAUGCCCUAGAGAAGGAUCAGCCUAUACUGGACAUUUUGAAGCCAUCUGCGAUCAUUGUCUACCAUCCAGACAUGACUUUUGUCAGGGAGAUUGAAAUCUACAAGGCUGAAAAUCCCUCAAAAAGGUUGAAAGUCUAUUUUCUAUUCUAUGAAGCAUCUUCUGAGGUUCAAAAGUUUGAGGCAAGUAUACGCAAGGAAAAUGGAGCAUUUGAAUCUCUGAUCAGGCAGAAGUCCUCGAUGAUGAUCCCUGUUGAUCAGGAUGGGCACUGCUUGGGAUUGAAUUCUUCAUUAGAGCAACAAACUUCAAGUUCCCAAAACUCAAUAACCAGGAAGGCGGGUGGAAGAAAGGAAGCUGAGAAGGAAAUGCAGGUCAUAGUGGACAUGAGAGAGUUCAUGAGUAGCCUUCCAAAUGUUCUACAUCAGAAGGGCAUGCGCAUAAUACCGGUGACAUUGGAAGUUGGAGACUAUAUUCUCUCACCAUUUAUAUGUGUAGAACGAAAGAGUAUCCAAGAUCUUUUUAUGAGUUUCACGUCAGGCCGCCUUUAUCAUCAAGUGGAAACAAUGGUGCGAUAUUAUAGAAUACCUGUUCUUCUGAUUGAAUUUUCACAGGACAAAAGCUUUUCUUUUCUGUCUGCAGGUGAUAUCGGUGAUGAUGUCACUCCAAAUAGUAUCAUAUCCAAACUUUCGCUGCUUGUUAUACAUUUUCCCCGACUUCGAAUCAUCUGGUCACGCAGUUUGCAUGCUACUGCCGAAAUAUUUGCUUCACUGAAGGCAAACCAAGAUGAACCUGAUGAGUCGAAGGCAAUUAGAGUUGGCGUUCCCUCGGAAGAGGGUAUAGUGGAAAAUGAUGUGAGAGCUGAGAACUACAAUACAUCAGCAGUUGAGUUUCUUAGACGACUUCCUGGAGUGACAGAUUCUAACUACAGAGCUAUAAUGGAUGGGUGUAAGAGCUUGGCAGAACUUGCUCUCCUCCCCUUAGACAAGCUAGCUGAACUAAUGGGUGGUCAAAAAUCUGCUCGGACUCUCAGAGACUUCCUUGAUGCCAAGUACCCAACAUUGCUAUGAUGCACCAACUUGCUACUGUAGAAUGUACUCGUCAUUGUGCAAUUCUGUUGCAUUCUUAAUUUAUUCAGCUGUAAAUUUAGUUGUUAUUUUUUUCAACAGAAUGGAAUUGCACCAUAUGUAACAUACAAUGAUCUAUUUCUCUAUCAAUCUAUUGCUGAUUUGACUUA